CUCCCUCGCCCUCCAUCCCUGCUUCUGUAGCGGUCCCUGUCUCCCGGCAGAAGACGCAGCCAUGAAUCCGUUAUUCGGCCCCAACCUCUUUCUCCUACAGCAGGAGCAGCAGGGCCUGGCCGGGCCGCUGGGGGACCCUCUGGGAGGCGACCACUUCGCCGGGGGAGGGGACGUGUCCCCAGCGCCACUCGCCCCGCCCGGCCCGGCUGCCUACUCGCCGCCUGGCCCGGGCCCGGCGCCCCCGGCCGCCAUGGCUCUCCGCAACGACCUGGGCUCCAACAUCAACGUGCUCAAGACCCUGAACCUCCGGUUCCGCUGCUUCCUGGCCAAAGUGCACGAGCUGGAGCGCCGCAACCGGCUGCUGGAGAAGCAGCUGCAGCAGGCGCUGGAGGAGGGUAAGCAGGGCCGGCGGGGCCUGGCUCGCCGCGACCAGGCCGUGCAGACCGGCUUCGUCAGCCCCAUCCGGCCCCUGGGGCUGCCCCUGAGCGCCCGGCCCGCCGCCGUCUGCACCCCUUCGGCGCGGGUGCUGGGGUCGCCCGCGCGCUCGCCAGCCAGCCCCCUCGUGCCCUCCGCGGCCUGCCACUCGUCGCCCUCCACUUCUACCUCCACCUCCUACUCCUCGUCUGCCCGCUUCAUGCCCGGCACCAUCUGGUCCUUCUCUCACGCCCGCCGGCUGGGGCCGGGACUGGAGCCCACGCUGGUGCAAGGGCCUGGCCUGUCGUGGGUGCAUCCCGACGGGGUGGGCGUCCAGAUCGACACCAUCACCCCCGAGAUCCGCGCGCUCUACAACGUCCUGGCUAAAGUGAAGCGCGAGCGGGACGAGUACAAGCGGAGGUGGGAAGAGGAGUACACUGUACGGGUACAGCUGCAGGAGCGAGUGAACGAGCUCCAGGAGGAAGCCCAGGAGGCUGAUGCCUGUCAGGAGGAGCUGGCCAUGAAGGUGGAGCAGCUGAAGGCUGAGCUCGUGGUCUUCAAGGGGCUCAUGAGCAACAACCUGUCUGAGCUGGACACGAAGAUCCAAGAAAAGGCCAUGAAGGUGGAUAUGGACAUCUGUCGCCGCAUCGACAUCACCGCCAAACUGUGUGACGUGGCUCAGCAACGCAACUGCGAGGAUAUGAUCAAGAUGUUCCAGUCUCUGCACUUGUCUCCCAUUAAGGUCCCAUCCAUGGGGGGGCGGAAGCGGGAGCGCAAGGCUGCCAUCGAGGAGGACACCUCCCUGUCGGAGAGUGACGGGCCCCGCCAGCCCGAUGGGGAUGAGGAGGAGAGCACAGCCCUCAGCAUCAACGAGGAGAUGCAGCGCAUGCUCAGCCAGCUGAGGGAGUAUGAUUUUGAGGACGACUGUGACAGCCUGACUUGGGAGGAGACUGAGGAGACCCUGCUGCUUUGGGAGGAUUUCUCAGGUUAUGCCAUGGCAGCCGCAGAGGCACAGGGAGAGCAGCAGGAAGACAGUUUGGAGAAGGUGAUUAAAGAUACGGAGUCCCUGUUCAAAACCCGGGAGAAGGAAUAUCAGGAAACCAUUGACCAGAUAGAGCUGGAGCUGGCCACGGCCAAGAAUGACAUGAACCGGCACUUGCAUGAGUACAUGGAGAUGUGCAGCAUGAAGCGGGGACUGGACGUGCAGAUGGAGACCUGCCGCCGGCUCAUCACGCAGUCGGGAGACCGAAAGUCUCCUGCUUUCACUGCGGUCCCGCUUAGCGACCCGCCGCCGCCAAGCGAGGCUGAGGACUCCGAUCGUGAUGUCUCAUCUGAUAGCUCCAUGAGAUAGGGACCUACCUCCAGCUUGGAGCCCUAGGGCCCCACCCUGCUGGGAACUCACCGAGGGGAGGGGUGGGGGUUUCACAGAGGGGAAUAUUAUCCGUCCCACUGCACCAAGCCUUGCCCCUGGGGACUGGGGCACUCCUCCCUUGGGCUUCCUGCCUUUAGCCUUGGCCUCCAGGUUUCUAAGGUGUCUGGAGCAAGGUUUAGCUGGACCGUCCCAGGCAACAUCCCCCACAGCAGGGGCUCUCCUGCCUUCAUGUGUGGGUGUCUGCUACUUUCUCAUCUCUAAAAUGCUGCCAGUGAUCGUGGCCCCUUACUUUCUCCUCUGAGUAAGGAAUGUGAUUGUCAGAUCUUCCUUCCAGUUCUGUGGCCUCAAGCCCGUUUACGGUCUGAUUCUGUACUGGUGCUAACUGGCCCAGGCACUGGUAUGAGGUGGAUGAGGCUGGACAUUGCAUGGCUUGUGGAACCCAGGCUGUGUGUGGGAGAGGGCCUCGCUCCGCCCUGCAGGUGGAAGGACAGAAUGGGCAGGGCGCGCUCCCUCCUCCCUCCAAGUGCUCAGGGCCAUUUGCCUGUGGAUGGCAGUGCCCUGGCUGCGACCCUUUCCCCAGGACAGUGCUGCCUUCAGGGGUCUCAGUGCCCCCACCCUGAGCUGGGUGGCUUCUGGAGCUGACUGGUGCAGCAUCAUGGAGGGAGACAGAAGCCCAUGCUCGUUUCCCAGUCAGCACUGAGUGGCAGAGAAAAAAGUGAAGCUACAUGUGCGUGUGCACUCAGGGUCUCAGUCUCUUCCAGUAUCAGCUGAAGAUGUGCUGUCUCCCUCUUGGUCACACACUGAGAACAACAGGCUGAGAUGUCCCAGACUUGGAAAAGCUUGUUAGAAACUAGGUGUCAGCCUGACUGCCGAGCGGACAUUGGAAUGUAAUCUUUAAUAAUAAUCAAACUGGAGAGUAUUUAUUGAACACUU
Mustela lutreola (European mink) is the source of this 2719-nucleotide messenger RNA. It is a transcript of the gene IFFO1, whose product is annotated as intermediate filament family orphan 1. Lineage: Eukaryota; Metazoa; Chordata; Mammalia; Carnivora; Mustelidae. Bases 62 to 1765 code for a protein of 567 amino acids. The record is from RefSeq and is a predicted model, not a curated record. The transcript has 9 exons.